Molecule: messenger RNA, 529 nt
Organism: Aspergillus heteromorphus CBS 117.55
Lineage: Eukaryota; Fungi; Ascomycota; Eurotiomycetes; Eurotiales; Aspergillaceae
Exons: 4
Coding region: 157-417 (86 amino acids)
Source: RefSeq, a predicted model, not a curated record
GCUGAGCGCCUAACUCGACAUUGAAGAUAUAAAUACCGUGAUGUCGAUUCGAGUCCUGAGGAAAGGGCAAACUCAAGCCUCUACCAGCACAAUCAUCAGCUUCUAUCAUCCAGCUCAUUUGCUUCCACAUCUAUAGCACAUUAACACUCCUCCAAAAUGCACUUUAUUAUCUUCCUUACUGCAGCCCUAGGCCUAGGUGCCGGCGUUCUUGCUUCUCCUGCGCUUGUUCCUAAUAGCCUUAAAGCUCGAGAUGAAUCGUGGCAUGGAUGUGCCCAGGGCAUUGAGUGCCACUCUGAUGACGAUUGCCAGGGAGAAUCAGAUUGCGUGCAGAUGGCUAUUGGACACGGUGUACAGGUCAACAGCAAUGUCCACUGUGGCCAGGAUGGUCAUCCUGUUGCUUGCUGGGCUCGAUGGUAGAAUGUCAGAUCUUGUGGGCCCCUACUUGGGCUUUGCUGCUUGCAUCAACUGCAGGUAAGGUGGUCGUGGGUGACGAGUUAUCUUGCGAAUGUUUAGAAAACAUGGAUGAUGG